This is a messenger RNA of Syngnathoides biaculeatus (alligator pipefish), 1132 nucleotides long. Its product is annotated as elongation of very long chain fatty acids protein 4-like. The record is from RefSeq and is a predicted model, not a curated record. Gene Ontology annotation, cellular component: endoplasmic reticulum membrane. The transcript has 8 exons. Lineage: Eukaryota; Metazoa; Chordata; Actinopteri; Syngnathiformes; Syngnathidae. Gene Ontology annotation, biological process: fatty acid elongation, monounsaturated fatty acid; sphingolipid biosynthetic process; fatty acid elongation, polyunsaturated fatty acid. Bases 96 to 920 code for a protein of 274 amino acids. Gene Ontology annotation, molecular function: fatty acid elongase activity.
AGUUGGACUACCACAGUACAGUUGUAGACGUUUGAAAUGGAUCAUGAGUUUAACUGGUGCUGGAACUGAAGAGAAAAUCAACAAUAACCACCUGAAUGGAAGGUUUUCAGGAGCUCACCAUUUGGCAAAAAGCCCAGUUUUAUUACCAGCGAAUGCUUGAAACUGGAGAUAAGAGGAUAGAAAACUGGCUGCUGGUCUACUCCCCGGCACCCGUCACCUUUAUAAUUAUGUGCUACCUGGUCAUUGUUUGGGUCGGGCCAAAGCUGAUGGCAAAAAAGGAGCCCUUCAACCUCAAACUUGUCUUGAUACUUUACAAUUUUGCGAUGGUCUGCCUGUCUGCAUACAUGUUCUACGAGUUUACGGCAGCUUCCUGGAUGGCGAGUUACAGUCUCCUGUGCCAGCCAGUCGACUACAGUGACGGUCUACUAGCUAUGAGGAUGGCCAGAGUGUGCUGGAUGUUUUACCUCUCCAAAUAUGUGGAGUUCUGUGACACAAUGUUCUUCAUACUGAGGAAAAAGAAUAGUCAGCUGACCUUCCUCCAUGUCUACCAUCACAGCACCAUGAUCUUGAACUGUUGGCUGGGUUUAAAGUACACGCCAGGUGGCCAGUCUUUCAUGAGUGGCCUGGUCAACUCCCUGGUUCAUGUGGCGAUGUAUUUCUAUUAUGGUCUUGCAGCAUUCGGACCACGUAUGACCAAAUAUCUCUGGUGGAAACACUACCUCACCAUCUUACAGCUGCUUCAGUUUUUCCUGGUAACCAUGCACACCGUUUACAAUUUGUUCGCUGACUGUGACUACCCUGACUCCUUGAACUUGUUUGUAUUUAUCUACGCGCUCACCCUCAUCGCACUCUUCAGUCAUUUUUACUACCGAAGCUACCUCUCUUCGAAGACCAAUGACCUAAGGAAAUUUAAGGUGUGAGAAAAAAUGACAACUGUGUUAGAACUGCAUGAAGGAGAGAAUGGGCACGAGUGACAUUAAGUUAGUUUCAUUCGAAAGAGAUCUGCCCGAACCAACAGCUCAUCUCAAGUGUUGUUCUUUCUUUCCUUUAUACAUCUUCCUAAUUGUAAAUCCAAAAUGAACACAAACAUGAUCAGAAAACAGAAAAGUCAAGCCAAUAAAUCUUUGUGCUA